Messenger RNA from Dromiciops gliroides (monito del monte), 7279 nucleotides. It is a transcript of the gene ZYG11B, whose product is annotated as zyg-11 family member B, cell cycle regulator. NCBI's taxonomy places the organism in Eukaryota, Metazoa, Chordata, Mammalia, Microbiotheria, Microbiotheriidae. The coding region runs from base 199 to 2406 and encodes 735 amino acids. Gene Ontology annotation, cellular component: Cul2-RING ubiquitin ligase complex. The record is from RefSeq and is a predicted model, not a curated record. The transcript is spliced from 14 exons.
GCGGCGGCGGCGGCUGGUUCACUUCCAGGUUCCGCUGAGGCUGAAGGAGCCGAAGAGGCUGAGGAGGCCGGGCCGGGGCCGGGGCCGCCUCCCCGCGGAGCCGCCGCCGUCCGGAGCGUCCCGCGGGACCGCAACCAGCGUGGGACCUGAAGACGAGGAGGAGGGGGAGGACGAGAACGAGGCGAGGCCGGCGCAGCCAUGGAGGAAGCAUCUCCCUUUUCCUUAUUGGAUAUUUGCUUGAAUUUCCUGACCACUCACCUGGAGAAGUUCUGUUCAGAAAGACAAGAUGGAACUCUGUGCCUGCAGGAACCAGGCAUGUUCCCUCAAGAAGUGGCUGAUAGGCUCCUCCAGACAAUGGCCUUUCACGGCUUACUAAAUGAUGGAACUGUGGGAAUUUUUCGAGGCAGCCAAAUGCGCUUGAAGCGAGCUUGUAUCCGCAAAGCAAAAAUCUCUGCAGUAGCUUUCCGGAAGGCCUUUUGCCAUCAUAAGCUGGUAGAACUUGAUGCCACUGGUGUGAAUGCCGACAUUACUAUCACAGACAUCAUCAGUGGGCUUGGCAGUAACAAAUGGAUUCAGCAGAAUUUACAAUGCCUGGUGUUGAACUCACUCACUCUUUCCCUGGAAGAUCCUUAUGAAAGGUGCUUCAGCCAGCUGUCUGGUCUCCGGGCUUUGAGCAUUACCAAUGUCCUCUUCUACAAUGAAGACUUGGCUGAUGUGGCUUCACUGCCCAGACUGGAGAGUUUGGACAUCUCCAACACAUCAGUGACAGACAUCACAGCACUACUCGCCUGCAAGGACCGACUCAAGUCCCUGACCAUGCACCACCUGAAGUGCUUGAAAAUGACGACCACGCAGAUCCUGGACGUGAUCAGAGAACUCAAGCACCUGAACCACCUGGAUAUUUCUGAUGAUAAGCAGUUCACCUCUGACAUAGCUCUUCGCCUCCUGGAGCAGAAGGAUAUUCUGCCCAAUCUUGUGUCUCUGGACAUUUCUGGGAGGAAGCAUGUGACCGACAAAGCUGUGGAAGCCUUUAUCCAGCAGCGACCUACCAUGCAGUUUGUAGGCUUGUUGGCCACUGAUGCUGGCUACUCAGAAUUCCUCACUGGUGAAGGCCAUUUAAAGGUAUCAGGAGAAGCUAACGAGACUCAGAUUUCGGAAGCAUUGAAGCGAUACAGUGAGAGGGCCUUCUUUGUCCGGGAAGCCCUCUUUCACCUCUUCAGCCUGACCCAUGUCAUGGAAAAAACAAAGCCUGAGAUAUUGAAGCUGGUGGUCAUUGGAAUGAGGAACCACCCCAUGAACUUGCCGGUCCAGCUGGCAGCGAGCGCGUGUGUGUUUAACUUGACCAAGCAGGACUUAGCUGUGGGAAUGCCCGUGCGGCUGCUGGCCGACGUGACCCACCUACUGCUCAAGGCCAUGGAGCACUUUCCUAAUCACCAGCAGCUGCAGAAAAAUUGCCUCCUCUCACUGUGCAGUGACCGGAUCCUUCAGGAUGUUCCAUUUAACAGGUUUGAAGCUGCCAAGCUUGUCAUGCAGUGGCUCUGUAACCACGAAGACCAGAACAUGCAGAGGAUGGCUGUGGCGAUCAUCUCCAUCCUCGCCGCAAAGCUUUCUACGGAGCAGACUGCCCAGCUGGGAGCUGAGCUCUUCAUCGUCAGGCAACUUCUCCAGAUAGUGAAGCAGAAAACCAGCCAGAACUCUGUAGACACGACCCUCAAGUUCACUCUGAGCGCCCUCUGGAACCUCACAGAUGAGUCCCCAACGACCUGUAAGCACUUCAUAGAGAACCAAGGGCUCGAGCUCUUCAUGAGGGUGCUGGAGUCCUUCCCGACAGAGUCCUCCAUUCAGCAGAAAGUCCUCGGCCUUUUGAACAAUAUAGCCGAAGUCAAAGAGUUACAUUCAGAGUUGAUGUGGAAGGACUUCAUAGACCACAUCAGUAAACUCCUGCACAGCGUUGAGGUUGAAGUCAGCUACUUUGCAGCUGGAAUUAUUGCCCACUUGAUAUCCAGAGGUGAACAGGCCUGGACAUUGAGCCGCACCCAAAGAAAUGCUCUCCUUGAUGAUCUGCAUUCAGCCAUUUUGAAAUGGCCGACGCCAGACUGCGAGAUGGUGGCAUACAGGUCCUUCAAUCCAUUUUUCCCCUUGCUUGGCUGUUUUGCAACCCCUGGUGUGCAGCUGUGGGCGGUGUGGGCCAUGCAGCACGUCUGCAGCAAGAACCCGGCCCGGUACUGCAGCAUGCUCAUCGAGGAGGGCGGGCUGCAGCAUCUGUACAACAUCAAGGAGCAGGACCAGACCGACCCCCACGUUCAGCAGAUCGCCAUCGCCAUCCUGGACAGCUUGGAAAAACACAUUGUCCGGCACGGGCGGCCCCCCCCAGGGAAAAAGCAGUCCCAGGCCAAGCUCCAUUGAGCGCUAUGGGUCACGGGGCCACAGAAGGCCUGGCACUAUGCUUGGGUCAGGAGGCCUGCUGCAGCAAGGAGCCCUGGCACCAUACCACUGAUGGGCUGCCACUUAUUAGUGGACGUGGACAGUGAUGCCCAGUCAAGCAAGUCUCUAAUUCCUGUUGUGAUUUUUUAAGAAUUUCAGGCAAGAGAAGAGUCCCACUCAUCCUUCUCUGACGCCCUUUAGAGACCUUUCCACAUAAUUCCUUUGGUGUGUGAAUAUUCCUGUGCUUGUGAGAUGGUGCAUCAUUAUGAUAAACUUCAGUGCACGAGCAGGGACUGCUCCACAUUCAGGAGAUCUGCAAAACCCUCCCAAGCCAGGUGGUGCUUGGCAUGAUACGUGGUUUGCUUUCUCUGCCUGGCACAGCUUCUGCCUGUGGGUGCCCUGGCCCCUCCUCCUCUGCCAAGGCAUCCCCUGAGAAGAGUCAAGUGGCAGCCCAGCUGCUGGGUUCUGUAUCCUCACCUGGCAGAGACCACUUACCAGGCUGUGGCUGGUAGGGAAUGGAUGGAAGAGAACACGCUGGACAAGGAGAAGAAUGGCGGGCUUUUGAGGGAGAACAGUGUAGAGGAGUUGAGUGUGGCUUUGCUCACAGGGCCUCUCUUUCUGAGACACCUCUCUCCUGGUGCAGCAGCCAAGCAUGUGUGUUCUCUCUCUCUCCGUCCUGGGAAGGCUGCUCAGCCGUUGGCUUGUAAAAGUUUUUGGUACCUAACCCCCUUCCCUCCUAAAAAAAUCUUUCUGACUUGUUUCUUUGUAAAAUGUCCCAAGUUCCCCCUUGCUUGUAAGUCACAGUUGUGGAGGUGUGCAUCCGUAUACAGGUUCCUGUGGGUCACCCAGUCAUUUCUUCUCUAUUUCAUGUCUGUCUCUGUCCAGGGAGCCCAAGGUUGCACCACAUGCUCCCCUGUCCUGUUGGGAGAAAUGCUGACAGUGAUGGAGACUGGGGUCCUGAAGUGCAAAGCCCUUGGUCAUCUCUGUUCUCGUUCUAACGUCUUGUCCCCAUCUCCCUGCCAAAGGAGGAAAAGACAACUAAGGAAGGAAUUUGGCAGUUGCUGGGUAUCAGUUGACCCUCAUCAGUGUAUUCAAGAAAAUGUCUCUUGAUUGACAACCAACCACCUAAAAAGUCACUUGCUGUUCUAGGACUCGGCACAAUAGGAAAGAGUCAUGGGGGUCUGCAGUGGGGCCUUCUUGGAACACCCUGUGACCAGCGCUUGCCUCAGCAAGGAGCUGCAUCAGUUGGUUAUUGAUCCAGUUGUGUGGGAAAGACAGCCCAUGUUGGCUGUAUGCCAUGACUGUCACUGCCCUGGAGCAACCGUUCUUUUACACAGAGGUUUGAAUUGACAUGUUGAAGUUAGAUGGGGAGGGGGACAUUUGUCAGACUGGUCGUUUCCUAAGUCUCCUCUUUAAUGUGAUUAUCUUACUAGCAUGCAGUUAACAUCUUUGUUUGGUCUCAUUUCAUAUGAAUAUAAGAAGAAUUCAACUUUAAUUUGGGAAUCAGCUUAGUCAGAAUGAAAAUUGAAUUUGCCUAAGGGAAGAAAAUUAGUCAAUUCAUGGUGAUUGGAUUUCUUCCAAUCCCAUAGGAUUAGGAAGUCUUGUAGACUUGGCCUGUUGUCACAGGUGUGGGAAACAGCAGGUUCUUUUUUUUAGGGGAGAGAAAACCUGAUGUCACAUUCGUAUAAAAUUGAAUUUAAUUUCACUUUUUCCUUCUGGGUGUGGUUAUUUUAGCUUGUUUUUUAAAUGUCACUGACUGUAUCAUGUGACACAUUGGCAGGAUAGAGCAUAUACUUGGCCGAUCAAAGCUGAACUGAGGACCAGGGACCGUUGUUAGCGGCCUUGAAGCCACCAUCUAUCUGCUGCCUCCGGUUUCAGCACCUUUGGGGGGUAGGCAGAGAUCUGUGAGGAAUUGGCUUCCCCCUUCUGUUCUACCCCAUACAGGAUGAAAGCACAUGUGCUGCUCACGUGGAAGGGUUGGGCUUGGGCUAAGGAGCUGCUUCACGAAAUCACUAAAAACAUCUGGAAGAUGGACAGGCCCUUUUUCAUCUCUAUCACAGCACAGGCACUCCAGUGGAAGCCAGGCAGCUGUUCUCUUAGCAUGAAUAUUUAAAGUUUAAUUUAACCUUCAUCCUACCCUCUUCCCCAUCGGCGAUGGGCAGAACCAUUGGAGGAGGAACCCCCCAGCCAGCAGUUGGCACUUGCCCCGAUUGUCUUUAAAAAUGCUAGUGCCUUUCUUUCCUCAAUGGUUCUUAGUGUGGUGUGGUGACUCGUGGAGGCCCCAGACUGUUUGGAUUAGACCCUAGAUCCAGCUGGACUGUGACGUACGUAAACGGUGACUGGAGCUGGUAUGACAUGGCCCCAGUCCCGUGGGCAGUGCCCUGGCCCUCCCUGUUGCCAAGCACUGUAACGCUGAAUAAAGAGCACCACUUUGAGAGUGUUUGGUGCCUUCCGCAGUUACCUCUCCUAUGGCCAGGGGUACUUCGUCAAGCACAAAGUGGACAAAGGUGGAACCACUCUCCAGCAUCCAUGCACUCUGUGCGAAGGGAAAGGAAUGAUGUGCAUUCUGGACCUUGGAAAAUCUCGAGAGAGCUCAGCACGCGCACCAGGACAGAUACUAAGUUAGAGCUGUAUUUGGUUAGGCCGGAAAGUUGACCAGGAGCAUUAGCGACCUUUGCCUUUCCCCUGUGUGUUUGGCUGUGACUUUGACACUACAUAGAAGCACCCUCAGUUUGUGCAAUGAACAAGAAUUAAGAAGUGUUGGAGAGGCUUCUUUGGCUUCUCCAGCCGAGAAGGCAGCGGUUCCUACCUGUGGGAGUCGAAGGCUGGUUAGUUUGUGUCUUUGUUUUGUUUUUUUUUUUAAUUUAAGAACAUAGGACCCCCUCACUCUUUAAGACUUCACUCUAGGAAAUAGAGGCAAUUGUGAUCAAGAAUGAUUCUUUAGGGGCGGCUAGGUGGCACAGUGGAUAGAGCACUGGCCCUGGAGUCAGGAGUACCUUGAGUUCAAAUCCGGCCUCAGACACUUAACACUUACUAGCUGUGUGACCCUGGGCAAGUCACUUAACCCCAAUUGCCUCACUUAAAAAAAAAAAAAGAAUGCUUCUUUAGUGUCAAUUAGCAACUCUCCCAUCUGCAGUAUGGGGGUGUGGACAUCCAAAUCAUGGUGGGCCAUGAGCCUAAGAGGAGAUUGUUUGCGGGGAUCCCUGAAUUGGCAGACAUUUGUACUAAGAAGCCCCAGUUCUGUAGAGUAGACUUGAUGGAAAUUGCUGCUGUUAAUGGAAGGUCUGGGUCCAGCCUGUUUGUGACCUAAGCUAGCACCUAUCCAUUGGAGGAUGGUUUUUAGCUCAUCCUGAUUUUUCCCUGAUGGUGUUUCAGGAUUAAUCCCUCAGGUCAUGUGCUGAGGGAAGAGGGACAAGAACAGGGCAUCAUGGUCCCAACCUUGGUCCAGAGGCUGGGAGAGGGGUUGACUUGCUGUCUGGCUUCCCCCUCUUCCUGCUGCUGGCUGUCACCCCCUCAGACAAGGAUGAGUGGGGGCCUGCCUCCAUGCCUGUGGCCUCCUUUGGCUGUGAUUCUUUGUUCCUCUCUUCCCCUGCUCAAUUUGAACAGAACCCGACAGAAAAGAACGACAGAAACACUCGAGAGCAUCUGCAUCUGGUCUUCGGGUGCUCUCGCCAUAUUUGAAUGGAUAUCCUGUAGCUUAUGGCUUGAGGCUAACAGUCCUAGUCAGGCCUCAGCUCAGGAAAGGUCUUCAAUCCUAGAGUGGCUCAGACUGGAGCCUGCUCCCAUCUGUUAGCUGCUGGCCAGGUGGGCUUUGCUCCAGGUCUGUGCCUCCCACCUGUCUCCUACUCAGGCUUGCGGAUGUUUGUGUACCCUUGCAUCCAGUCUUAUUCAGAUGUUGCAGACUAUGGUGUUGGGGAAUGGAUAGAGUGUGUGUGUUGAAUGUUUGGCUUGUCUCUUUGGGGAACAGUGUGGGCUUUGUCUUCAGAGGAUGACGAUGUGUGUGGUGUAUGCUGAAACCACUGGGAAGAGUUCAUUGCGUGGCCUUUAAAUUAACCGCUGUAUCUUUUUUUUUUUUUUUAGCAUAGCACGGGUGCUCCGUGUUUGGGUGUGCUCUUUUAUCCUUGUGACAGGAUGCUUCAGGUGGUUAGAGUUCUAAAUGGGCCCAGCCUGCUAGAAAGGAGCUAGGGGGGCAGGUAGGCCCUCUCUCCUUGCUGGGAGCGGGAGGUGUGUUUGGAGCGGCCCGUCUGACGGGGCUGCCGAGCUCUCGACACCCCAGCCAGAGGUGGCCAAGUCACUUGUGGGAAAUCCGGGGGACCUUGUGGUUUGAUCGGGUGGUUGCAGAUGUUCUGCUUUGGAUUCGUUUUGGCAGAAUUCUACUUCCGUUCCUUUGGGGGGGGGGUGUUCAUAUUAACCAAGAGGUUAAUAAUCAUGGGCUUCUACAAGAUCAGGAAUUUGGGAGCACAAAGAGAGAGAGGAGCCUGAGUCACCAGAUUGGCCAGAUAAACAAACACAAGAUACCCGGGACAUUGGCGGGAGUUCCGGGAACCUUGAGCUCUGGUUUUGUCAUCUCUUCUUUUGCUGUGGUUUUCAGCUCUUCUCGGCUCCUUGUGUAACAAGUCCAUCCGAAAGCAUAAUGUCCGUACCUUUUCCCCCCACCCCUCAAAGGUUCUCUGUCAUCCAGCCCCAAUGCACUGUUACCACUGUGGCCCGAUAGACCGGAUUAGACCAUACCUGGAUGGUACCACAUUUCCAACUAGUCCAUGACUUGUGUGAGCAGUUGUGGGGGAGGAGUGUGCAGCGAAGAAAGGAAUGUGUGGGUUUUGGCCUAAAUAAAUGUUAUCAAUUUUGUGUAUAA